Emericellopsis atlantica is the source of this 3890-nucleotide messenger RNA. RefSeq lists its product as uncharacterized. The record is from RefSeq and is a predicted model, not a curated record. NCBI's taxonomy places the organism in Eukaryota, Fungi, Ascomycota, Sordariomycetes, Hypocreales, Bionectriaceae. Gene Ontology annotation, molecular function: protein binding. The coding region runs from base 489 to 3818 and encodes 1109 amino acids. The transcript has a single exon.
GUCCAGGACGCCCUUCCAAAAAAUCCCGAUUCACUGCACCAGAGCAAAUGGACUGGACCCUGAGCUGACAACUGCGGCUCCAAGCUAAGACGUGCCAAUCCACUUGUGCAUCCGACGCACCACUCGAGCGCGAGCUAAUUCACGCCAUGCUCCUCCACGGCUUCAGCUGCCCAUCCCCUGGCGACAAGAACCCCGCCUGUGCCUGGAGCUGGGACGGCGCUGCGGGUACAGACAGCUUGACCGAGUAACUGCCCAGGUUCAGCCAAGCAGACCGACAGAUAAUCUGCCUGUUUGUACCAGACGGAGAUCCCACUCGUGUAUAUAACGACAGUCCUUCCCUCAGCAGUAGUCUCGAACACUGCCUCCUCAUCCUGUCCUCCUUUCCACUCGUCUCUUAAAUCACCGAUUGUGCUUCUUGUCCUGCAUCAGUGACCUUCACCGCGUCGUCUCUUCUGCUUUCCCCUUCGUCAGCCUCUUCAAAGUUCAUCAUGGCAUCGGACAUGGCUAUGCCUGACCUCCCUGCGCUGCCCGCGCACCAUGAGGAUCUAGCCCAGUACAUUGCCGCCAACCGCAGCCGCAAUGUCAACGACCUCAUCCAACCCUACCGGCAGUAUGAGAACCAGCUGAGGGCCGUCUUCGCCCAGGAUCGCAGCAACCCCGUCCUGGAAGACCCUUACAUCAACGUGCUUCCUCUCUUCAACGAGAACACCGAGCACAUCAAGGUACGCGCCAGGAACCUCGAGGCGGAGUCCGAGGAGGAGAAGUCCAAGUACAUCAUGCCCCUGUCCCAAGACGAGAGGCGUCCAGAUGGCUCUCCAGCGACAGUGCGGAAUCUCGCCGAGUUCCAGAACAACUUCAACAUCUUCUCCGAGUCGUCCCUGGUGGACAUGGACUGGAGCAAUGUCGUCGCGGCUGGAUCAUCCGUGAUCAACACUCUCUUGCCAGUUCCCAAGGAGUACACUACCACGAAGCGCAAGCUUCGCGAGUACUACCACGAGAAGUUCUGUCCAGCCUCUGACGUCGACCUGUUCCUGUACGGGUUGAACCACGAGCAAGCCAUUGAGAAGAUCAAGCAAAUUGAGCAGUCUAUUCGUGACGCCCUUCUGAACGAGGUCACUGUCGUCCGCACCAAGUACGCCAUCACUAUUGCAAGCCAAUAUCCUGUCAGGCACGUGCAGAUUGUGCUCCGAGUCUACAAGUCAAUCAGCGAAAUCCUCACGGGCUUUGACAUUGACGCAGCGGGCGGUGCUUUCGAUGGCCAGCAGGUCUGGGUGACGCCCCGUGCUCUGGCUAGUUUCAUCACGCAGACCAACCACAUUGACCUCAGCCGACGCAGUCCUUCGUAUGAGAAUCGACUCUCCAAGUACUCUCACAGGGGUUUCGAGGUGUACUGGGCCGAUCUCGAUCGCUCCCGCAUCGAUCCCACCAUCUUCGAGAGAAGCUUUGCACGAACACUGGGCCUGGCGCGACUGUUGAUCCUCGAGCGUCUGCCUACCAGCUCGGCUCGCGAGGCAUAUCUCAACAGAAGGCGACAAGAGCGUGGCCGUCCUAGUGCAUACCGGCAGAAGUUCCACCUCGGAGGCAAUAUCAAGGACUUCUACGAAGACGAGGUGGCUGACUGGCUUUCGGAAGAGGAAGUCUCCAACUACCACACCUUCACCGUGCCGUAUGGCGAAAAGUUCAACGCCAAGCGCAUCGAGAAGCUUUGCUACACGCGAGAUCUGUUGCUUAACGCGGAGUGGAAUCAGCCCAAGGAGCGAGAAGUGUACUUGCAUCGGCACCCAGCGUUCUUUGGGCGCGUCCAGGAUGUCAUCGAGGACUGCUGCGGCACCUGUCCGGUGCCCAAGACCGAGGAGGAGAUUGAGGUCGCCGAGAAGGAGGCCGAAAUCUACAUCUCGGGCAAGGUGUCCUUCCUUAUCGAUGACCCUGGCCGUCAGCAGAUUGGAUCCUUCAACCCCCUGACCGAGCAGGAUUGGACAGACAUGGCGUAUGUUGGGAACACAGCAAGGCUGUGCCAGUCCAUUGUCAAUGGCGACCUUGACGAUGUACUAAACUGGCUGGCCCAGCCGGACGCGGAUGCCAACACCCGCGACUACACUGGCCGCACGCCUCUUCACUUGGCCGUCAUGGCCUCGACUCCCGAUGUUGUCAAAGCUCUCAUUGAUCACCGCGCGCGCAUCACGUCCCGGCUGGCAGAUGGCAGGACUGCGCUCCAUCUGGCGGCCUCACGCGGCGACACGGAGAUGAUCAAACUGCUGAUGGACAAGAGCAUUGAGAAUGAGGAGAUGGAGGAAGAGCGCAAGGAUCGACGCCGGGCGGCCUCCAAAGCUGCCAAACCUGCCGCGAAUCCACCGGAUGGCGAAGACUCACAGAUGCGCUCCGACGACGAGGAUGAAGCUGAAGACAAAUCGGAUGACGAGAUGACCGACUAUGCGCAGACGGAGACAGACGCGCAUUCGGCCACCACCGGCUCCUUCAUCAAGAUCAAGGACACCAGCAACAAUGAGGAUAACCGGGUCGACAUUGUGCCCGAUGAAUCUGAUGACGACCCCGACUACUACCAGAUUGACAUCCUCGCAUGGGAUGUCCCAUCUUCCCCCCUACAUCUCGCGAUUGUAGGCGGGCACGAAGAUGCUGUCAAGCAGCUCUGCGACUACGGCGCCGACUCUAUCCUGCCUGUCAAGUUCUCCGACAACGACUCUGGAAGUGCGGCGGCGAUCCUGACCUUGGUUCUCGCUCUCUCACUCCCAUCGAGCAAGGCGAAGUCAAUGGCACGUCUACUCCUCAGUCUGGGCGCCAUCAGCUCACAGGCGGAGACCAACGGUGUCACGGCCUUCCAGAGAUAUGUCGAAUCGGACAAGUUGGAAAUGGUCGACACGCUGCUGGAGCAUGACAAGGCGGGCGUCAAGAGCGCUAUCAAUCACCUUGCGUUCGGAGGCUGGAACUGGUCCCCUCAAGCAGCAGCGCCUCUCCACACCGCGAUCGAAACGGGCAACCCGUUACUUGUCCUGAAGCUGUUGGCCGCCGGCGCUUCGGUGCAAUUUGAUUACGAGACCUGGCUCAAGUCUGCCAAGGUGUCGCCGACUCAAUCCAGCCGGUUGGGAGACUUGGACAGGAACAAGAGACAGUGGCGCCAGAUGGUGCAACCUUUGGCUCUUGCGAUCAGUCACGGCCACUUUGAGAUGGCCCUGGCUCUCUUGGAGAACGGCGCGGAUCCAAACACCCUCACCGGAGAGUCCGAGUUGCUCUUGAUAGACACCCACCGGCGAUCGUGGAAUACGGGUACCUCCGUCCUGGACGACGUCAACGAGAUCAUCAAGCAACUUGAGAAGGGAACCUCAGAAGAUCGGAAGACUCUGGAGAAGCCCCAAAAGCGGCCUGGGCUCGACGAAUAUAUGCAGAACUUUCAGGGAGGUUCCUACGCCCGGUGGGUGGCGGGCAGGGCCGUCGCGGAUGCGCAGAAGAAGUUUGAAGCCUCCAUGACAUCGUACGUGAACGAGGUCAAGAAGAGAGAGGAGGGCGAGGGUGAAACGGCAGAGCAAGUCAAGUUUGAUGCCCUGAUGGAGUUGACUCAGGAGUUCGCCAAGCUCCGCGACGCACUCAUCGCCAAGGGAGCAAAGACAUUCAAGGAGCUGCACCCGGACAUUGCCAAGGAGACGAGCAACCACCGUACCCGGACCUAUGGCAUUCUGUCCCACCAUGUCUAUCACACGGUUCCGGACAGUGAACAGAACAAAAAGCCGUUUGAGGUCCGUUUCCAGUUCCAAGGUGUGUCAGACAUGACCGAUGCGCGUCGAGAUGCCUAUAUCGAACUGUGAGUCCGCCAUGCAUGCUGAAUCAAGGGAUGUUUCUUCUAACGCACUAUAGCUUCGACGCAGCGUGGGAUGGCG